AUGAACCUAACACCGUCGCAACUUUCCGAAAGCAUUGUUGAAACAUAUUUAGAUCAAAAUACUGACUUUACUCGUGAGUAUUUCGCGGGGAAAUUUUCGCGUGCUUCUUCGUCGCGUGUUGUACUUGAAACAAGUGGAGUGAUGAGUUCGCCAUGCACCUCGGCUGUCAAAAAUCCAAGCAAACACUGUCAGGUGUUAAAGCCCCUUCGAGGCUCCGUGUCUAUAAUGAAUCCCGAAAAAGUACGAGGGAUUUUCGAUCCAGAAACGGCUCCUGAGUCGGGGAAACUCUACACGGAUUCGUCGACAAGCAUGACGCCGACGCGAGCCGAUAUACGCGGACUGGACGAACGGGAAUUAUUGAUGGAGCUCAUUCGGGAAAUAUCAAACGAACUGGACGUACAACGGUUGAGUCAUAAAAUUCUCGUCAAUAUUGGGAUUUUAACGAAUGCUGACCGCUGCUCGCUGUUCUUGGCUGAAGGCUCGAAAGACAAUCGCAUCUUGGUGUCGAAACUGUUCGAUGUCACGUCGGAAUCUACGCUUGAGACUACGCUACGUGAAAACAAUGAUCGCGUAUACACGGUGCCUUUUGGGGUCGGCAUCGCCGGGUACUCCGCACAAACUGGAGAGACUAUUAACAUCAGGGAUGCAUAUAAGGUCAGUAUGGAGGGGAUGAGUAGAUAUAGUAGGAAUGAACCCACCUCAUCCGCUCGCCCCAAUCUCGUACGCCUGUUCGCAGGCUAGAAAUUGAAAUAUUUUGGGAAUUGGGGAAUUAACAUGACACGAUCAAUUUUAAUAGAUCGUGUAUAAGAUUGCGAUGCUCCGCUGCGAUAUAUGUGAUAACAGACUGUGUUAAUAGACAUUGCUGUGUUUCAUUAGCAUGGUGAUCAACCUGGUGUUGUCAGAAUGGGGAAAUAAUUUUGAAUCAUUUCAAAUGUGGUUAUAUAGUUUUGUAUUUGUUUAGAAUUUUCUCUGGCGCUUUUUAAUAAGUGCCAACGAUUCUAAUGUUUACCAAGAACGCUUGAUGAAAACCACCAAUUCUUAUAUAAUUCGCCUUAUUCUAGUAUAUACCUUACUCAAUUACUGUCUCUAUUUUGCCAGGUUGUACUGCUCUGUUCUUUACCAUAAUUUACUGUAAUAUACUGCAUGUACUGUACUUGCGCACUUGUUGUGUCGUACUGUCGUGGUCAACACGUUUGCCUUUCAAGCGGGAGACCAGGGUCCAAUCUUUGGUCGGACUUCUACUCAAGGUCUUAAAAUAAUUGAGGAGAAAGUGCUACCUUUACAUUGACAUCAGUAAAUGGUUAGACUUUCUCGGACGAGGGUGUUAAAACCUCGGAUCCCUUAUCAACUGCGAAAUAGCCUGUUGGGAAAUUAGCUCACCAAUGAGUGAGAAACUCGAUAGACUAAAUGCACUUGUACUGUAGUGUACUGUAGGGUACUGUACUGUACUGUACUGCUACUGUACUGUACUGUAAUGUACUGUACUGUACUACUGUACUACUGUACUGUACUACUACUGUACUACUACUAAAACCUCGGAUCCCUUAUCAACUGCGAAAUAGCCUGUUGGGAAAUUAGCUCACCAAUGAGUGAGAAACUCGAUAGACUAAAUGCACUUGUACUGUAGUGUACUGUAGGGUACUGUACUGUACUGUACUGCUACUGUACUGUACUGUAAUGUACUGUACUGUACUACUGUACUACUGUACUGUACUACUACUGUACUACUACUACUACUGUACUGUACUACUACUACUACUGUACUGUACUAUUACUGUACUGUACUAUUACUGUACUAUUACUGUACUACUACUACUGUACUGUACUUUUACUGUACUACUACUACUGUACUGUACUUUUACUGUACUACUACUACUGUACUGUACUACUACUACUGUACUGUACUAUUACUGUACUGUACUAUUACUGUACUGUACUGAUACUGUACUGUACUGUACUACUACUGUACUGUACUACUACUGUACUGUACUACUACUGUACUGUACUACUACUGUACUGUACUAUUACUGUACUGUACUAUUACUGUACUGUUACUGUACUACUACUGUACUGUACUACUACUGUACUGUACUACUACUGUACUGUACUACUACUGUACUGUACUACUACUGUACUGUACUACUACUGUACUGUACUACUACUGUACUGUACUACUACUGUACUGUACUAUACUUGUACUGUACUUUACUAUUUUGCAAAACAGUUGCCAUCGUACUUUUAGUUGUAUAAUUAACUGACUUUUGACUUCACCUCCGUGGGUUAGUGAUAAAUUUAAUUUCAAAAAAGUGAUUUAACCCACCCAUUGCCCAAAUACCUCCACCACUGCAGUAUAAUAAUACUGAAAGAAGUUUCUCGAAACGUUUUAAACACUACAAUUAUCAUUCAUAUAAAACCUUUGACUUUGCUAUUUUUAAUUUUGAUUAAGUGUUAACUUGAAACUCGGUGAUUACAAUAACAUGAGAAAAUGACCAUGACGUCCCAAAUUAUAUAUCUCUUAUAAAUUUUUAACUUGUUGGUUUUGGGAUGACAAGCACAAUGUCCGUUUUAAAUUAUAUAGUGGACAAUAACGGCCGCAAUUAUAAUAGAUUUGCUUGUGCCUUCUUUGAUUAGCAAACGUCGUUGUACUUAAUUUAAACCUGGUGGCACAUGCGGUAAUUUUAUCAGAAAGGAUUGACAAAUAUUUUCAGUUGUCGUUUAAAUCGUAAAACCACUGCUGUGUGAACAAAUCACCUUGUUAAUACUGUCGGCUCUACAUUGGGUAAGUUAACCAAAAUAUCCGAUAUGUAAUACAUGUGUGUAUAAAUAUUUGCCGGCAGAGACUUGUAUGACUUAUGAAACCUAAUACAACUUCGCGAGACCGUAAUUUAUAUAUCGUAGGUUAGACUUGACGACGUGUGACUUUACAUGUGGUUUCGAAAAACUUGAUAAAACAACCGUAAAUACAUGCUACAGUUUUAAAUUGAGUCCUAAGACAGUUACUCUGCUACUUUCUGUUAAAAAAAUGUGUUUUAUACAUCUAUUUUCGUUCCAUGGGGCGUAAAUUACCAAAUUUUAAAUGAAUUCUAUUCUUGCCAGCUGCAUGUUUUCGUUAUAAUUAUACUUUCAAUUAAUUUGUUGCCAAGCAAUUUUGACUAAAGCGCCUGACCUUGUGUUUCAUAUUAAAUGUUUAAGGUUUUAUCAAGGGUGGGCUGAAAUGAAAUAGCGCAAAUCGUCUAUUUUUGCUCGUAAAAAGGAUGCCUAUAUAUAGGGAUUAUAGCCCAUGACCAAAAAUGAAAAUUUCGUUUCGCACAAACUAAACUUCGUCAUGAAGAGUCCACCUUAUAACUUUGACGUUUAUAACACAUGACUGUUUGUAACACCUUUAAAACACUCGUGGAGAAAACGCGAAAUUUCGGGCUGCAUAAGCAGGCUAUGACAACACACACGAAGACAAAAUUAAUGAACUUCCAGACCAAAAGUAUUCUCUCGAAACAUAGACUUUUCUUAAUCGUUUCUGGCCAUUCUAACCUCGAUUUUAACCAAAAGCAUUACAGCUUAAUGUAGAAUAACACUUAGUAAACCCCGAUCAAACGAAUGAAUAAUUUGAUAAAUGCAGAGCUUAAAUUCGAUGAGAUUCGAUGAUGUUGAUAACACAUUAUCGAACAAUGAAAAUCAAAUGGACAAGGUCUUGUCAACUACUAUGGGAAUAGACCCUUCUGUGCUUGGCCUUGACUAUGCAACCUCGUUUUCGAGAUUGAGAUAUCGGCUUUAGAGCCCUUGAAUCCUUUAUCUAAUAACUGAUGAUCUAAUUAUAUAAAGAUCUUUUAUAUUAUCUAAUAUAACCGUGUGAUUUCGUAAAUGUGACGUCGGCUGUAACAAGAUAAAAGGCUCUAAACCCAAUAUCUCACGAAAACGAAGCGAAAGUUGAGUAUUCUCCGGAAGGGUGUAUUAAAUUGUUGAAGAACGUCAGAUUUAAAUUGGAAUUUAUUCUUUGUUUUUGUAGGAUCCUAGAUUCAAUGCAGCCAUUGAUAAAGAAACAGGAUACAAAACACAUAGCAUUGUUUGUAUACCAAUAAAGAACCGCGAGAAUCAGGUACAAAGUGAUGUUUAAUAUAGAGAGGUUCAGAUUUGACUUCCACUACCGCUACCUCUCACUGGCUUACUACGCCUCUGAUUGGUUAAUCGGAUAUAUCCAACGCAUCUGAUUGGUUAAUGAAUGGUAGUGGUAUAGCGGUAGAGGUAGUUGAAUCUACCACUCCAAUAUCUUCUGUAGUUCUAGGGCCGGUUGUACGAAGGCCAGACAGCGAUUUUUUCAAACCUUCUAAAAUUUUAAAGUUUUGGUAGAACAUCGAUUUUCGCAUUGCAUGUUUAAGGAUAGGUAACGUACAGUGAAAACUUGUCCAACAUUUUAAAAACGUGCCAGCGAAUCUUUCUUCUCAUCUUUGUUCAUGUAUUCCUUCUCUUCAUUUUUCUUCGUUCAUUCCUACUUUUCUUCAACCUUUCUUUCCUAAAUUCCUUCAUUAACCUCUUUCCUGCCUUCUUCUUCCUUUCAUCUCCUUUCCUGUUUGACUCUCUUUCUCCCCAUCUUCUAUUCUUCCCUACUCUCGUUCCUUUUUCUUCCUGCCUUCUAUUGUUUAUAUUUUCUUUCUAACUUUCUGCUCAACUUUCUUCUCCACCCUUUUAUCCUAUUCAUUCCUCUCGUUCAUUUUCCUACCAUGUUCUGUCGUUCUCAUUUUUUUUCAUUCGUCUUUUCUUAAACUAGUGGCAAUUUUCACCUUGUGGCGUUUCAGGCUUUUUUCCUUUCUUCCUUAGAUAUUUCAUCCAACUCAUUUUACACAAUUUUUAUAUAAUUUUUUAUGCACGCAUCUGAAUGUUAUUUUGCAAGAUCUUGUAUUUGAUCUACACUCACGGUUGAUAAUAAAAAAACAAGAUGUAUAUCACCGUGCUUUCUCUAAACAAAUCACGCCGAUACGUGUAUAUAUAUAGCUACGUCGCGUAGCACCUUGCAAUCUAUUCAUACCCUGUCAUUAUUUCGUAUUGCCUCAUCCAAAUGCGAUCGUCAUUAACACUUUAAUUGGCCUCUUGAGAGGUUUUUUAUUGAUAGAAUAUUGAAAUUAAUGGCUGUGUUAUACAAAAGUUUAUUUGUUGUACAAUUGUACCACAUAAGUGCUCGUUUGUUGCUAUAUAUACUUGGUUGUUUGCUGUAACCAUUGUGGACUAUAAGCAGUAUAGGUGUUCACUUUUACUGCGAGGAGGAAUUGUAUUCACAAACCACCGGCUUAGUUUAUUUGUCGAACGCUACCUAAAGGUUUCUGCAGUUCAGGUAAUAAAUUAUUUACAUUCAACAGCUUUAAAAUAUUGCUCAUGUUAUCUAGCUGUUGCAAAGCUGAUUGUUUGCCAGAAGGUCCACACUUUUCAACCGUUGAAACUUUUUUACAUAACAUGUUUAGUCACACAUAGUGUUCGGUUGCAUGUAAUUGUAAUGUCGUGAAUUAGUACUCGUUUUUGUAAGAAAACGAAUACGUGAUACAAAUAAUGUUUUUGUAAUCCAUAAAGAUCAUAUCUAACCUAUAUAGGACCAGGAUAGGACAAUUUCCAAUAUUAUAUAGAUCGCUAUUCUAGCAAAUUUGUAUAUUUAAAUUCGCAUCUUUAAUUUAUUUGCAGACAUUUAGUUUUGUGAAAAAUAUAUAAAUCUAGUUAGUGUGAUGGUGUUAUAUAUGCCGAGGUUAUUUUGGUUGUCAUAGCAAGCCGUCACAAAAAAUGAUUAAUUUUGUACGUUAUUUUUGCCGCUUUCUUAUGCAAAUCAAGUUAAGAAUGGCUUAAAUGCGUCAUUCAGAUAACGUUUGAAUAAUUAAUAACAAAAUCUGGAGUGCAAUUAAGACACUUAUAUAAAGUUAUAUUGUAAGGCCCGUUUGCAAUUUAUGCUGCGAUUUCUAAAUCAUUUUCCUUCUUCUGAUGCAUGUGAAAGAGUAUAUGAGUUAUGAAUGGUCUGAGUGUAUGUAUCCUCCACGUUAUGAAUGGUCUGAGUGUAUGUAUCACCGAACAUUCAUAACGCAUCCACAAGUUUACACCCACCAGAAGACGAAAAUCGCAACAAAAAUUGCAAGUGCGUGCAAACGGGCUGUCAUUGAACUAUAAGAAAGAGCUAUGGAAUGCUCCAAGUAUGAAUUGAUAACUGACGUUCUGCCUUGCACUGUUCAAUCAAAAGAAGCUUCCUUCCUUCCUCUUAACGCGUCGUGAACAUGCAUGUACUUAUGUAUGAUCUUACUCUGCUGGUAGAGGCUUCUGCUUGACCUUGCUGAUCUCUGAAACAGACUUGAUUGUCGUUUGAACCGCCUGUAUAUACUUAAAGCUGACUAUAUUGAUGGGGUUGUAGUAAGUGUCAUGCAGGGCCUGUUGUUCAAAAGCCGAUUAGCUUAACCCUAGGUUAAUCUAAAAUUCAAAGCAAACUUCCCAACGGCUUCUUUAUAAUGUGGAAAUAUUUAUUUAGGAAUCUUGCCUGGAACGCUAGGAGUUUUCUUCUCUGAAGUUUUGAAAUGAACAGACGUGGGUUAAUGCUAAUCUAGCUUUGAACAACUGGCCCGUGGUGAUCAAAGCAAGGAUAUUAAACUUCAUCUUUAUUUAUUUAUUUGCCACAACAACAUGAAACGAAUUAGCAUUAUUUUGCUCUGUUUGGUUGAUUAGCAUCUGCUGGACGAUAGUGCUAAGUGAAACCCAUACCUGGCUCUUUUUCAGGUCAUUGGCGUGGCUCAAGUGAUCAACAAGAAAUGUGGUGACCAUGAAUUCACAGAAAAAGAUGUAGAGGUGUGUUUAAAACGGAAUGAAUGAAUCCAAAAGAAAUAUUUUACAAUAACGUGUUUUUAUACUUGGUUUCUUGCUGGUGGAACAAACUUUCGAUCAAGAGUCGCUUUCCAUAUUCUUACUUCGAAAUGGCCUCACAAUGAUUAAGGGUUUGAUUAGAGAUAGAGUUAGUUAGGGGGAGAGUUAGACACAAGACCAUACAUUCAAACGUGAGCGUCAAGAGAUAGGUACUAUAUUCUACAACAAGAUGUCAUUACGCUUUGAGCAAACGCCUUUGAUCAUAGUUUAGUUCUCGGCACCUUCGCUCAAAUCCCCUAACUUUUUUUAAGAUCCAGUCUUGUGCGACUGUAAGGAUAUUUAAAACAUAGGAGUGAGGCUGAUAUAGUACAGAGCUUUAUAUCUGGCUACGAGGUCCAUUGGUCCAUUGCCAAACUGAUGUUCCAUUUUGCAGGUCGUGAAGAAUUAUUUAACUUUUUGUGGCAUUGGAAUAACAAAUGCUCAACUAUUUGAACUUUCUGUCAUGGAGUACAGAAGAAAUCAAGUAAGAAUAUUACCAUGAUAAUCUAUAUUUCUGUUUAUUCAACAACAUUUUGGAAACUUCCACGGAGGUAAUGACAUAGUCAAGAGCUGUUCUGUAUAAGUAAUUAGUUUAGUUUAGUUAUAUGUUAGUAUGUUUAUUAAUUUGCGUUUUCUGUGAACGUAAUUUUCUAUCGCAAGAUAUUAUCGUUUGAUUAUAAUGCUCUUAACCUCCGCCGUUUCUAGGUGUUACUUCAACUGGCCAAACGAAUCUUUGAAGAACAAACUAGUUUGGAUAAAGUUGUUCAUAACAUAAUGUUGGAAUCCCAGGAACUUCUGCAUUGUGAAAGAUGUUCUGUGUCGCUAGUGGAUACGUCUGUGGAAAACGUAAGUAUACGAGAAUAGAUCUCAUUGUAGUUUUUCAUUCAUGUCAUUGUGUCAUUUCAUGGGAAAUCAUAUGAAAGUGAAAUAUACAUUUGAAUACGUGGAAAAUGCUAAAUAUCUGACAGUUCGACUCAGCUUCAUGUGAGAAAAGUGCUUCCAACUUGACUCAAGCUGGAAGCACUGCGGGGCUUUCUCCUUGUAUUCCGGUUUCCUUCUCUAACACUGGACCAAUAACGGAUGAUUGCACUUUUAUCCACAGGUAGAUCAGUUUAAUUUGUCGUUUAUAUUUCAACUUGGUCUUCGAAUAAUUGAAUGCGUAAAUCAGCCAGACUUUUUACAUACAAACAUUUUUUGUUUAGGAAAUCGUCUUUUCAAAGUCGUUUGACUUGCUGCCGGAAGGAGAGAAGGAAGAAAGGUGCUUCAGUGUUUUUGAUAUUUACGGUUCAUUUGCUACAUGUGCCUUUGCGAUGUCUUACGUCAUUAUGUUAUAUUUAGAUCUGUUUUUACAUAGUUCAACCUUCUCUUUUCUUAGGUUUCCCCCAUUACCUAUUCCAUAUUGUAUCCAGCUCCAUAAUGCCUCUGAUAGGCUGUCCUUCAAUCUUUUUAUUACCCAUCCAUACCAUCUCAUCUUUGCUUCCCUUUCCUUCUCUGCAAUAUCUGCUACUCCACAUCUUUUGAUCUCUUCAUUCCUUAACGUUCCUGACCGUUUCUCCUUCAACCCUCUCAUUGCGUGUCCAUUUCAAAAUAACAUAUUUCAUUUUCCCAGUUCUCCAUCCAACUGUCAUUGGUCUUUGAAUAAUGGAAUUGCAGCGUUUGCAGCCAUGACGGGAGAAGUAGGUAUCAUCCAAAAAUAUUUUUCACCUGGGGCAAAUAAACAUUCACAAUUUUUGUUCUCUGGAAUAAUGAUGUUUUCUCUAUGUUAGACUAUCAAUAUUGCUGAUGCUUACCUAGACGACAGAUUUAGCGAGACAGUUAAAGAGGUUGGUACAAUCUUGUACAUUCUGAACUUAAAGUAUAACUCCUUUAGUUAUGCUGGUUAGUUCUAAAGUGUUUUCCCUAGAGGUGCUGUAGAGCACGUGCAUAACUACUCUGCUAUCCACACUUCCUAAUUGUACACACGCAAAAGUCUCACAUCUUGUAGCAAGUCUGCCAACAAGUUGUCUUCGCAAUGCUUGUCCCAAGUUGUCAACAAGUUUGGACAAACUGUUAACAACUUGUAACAACCUUGUUGAUAUUAUCAGACUUGUUGCAAGGUUGUUCCAACAAGUCUGAUACAGUCAUGAUAUAACAAUAUUGUUACAACCUUGUGCCGUCAACCUUGUAACAUUCUUGUUAUAUCACUUGUUACAACAACUGGGAACAAGCAUUGCGAACACAACUUGUUGACAGCUUGUGAACAGAUUUGUAACAACUUGUUUGUAGAACUGUAACAACUUGUGCGUUUUACGUGUGUAGUCAGAACGCUUGUAUUUUAUCAUAUUAUAUCACAUUACAUUACAGUCUUCGUAGUUUUCAUUAAGAUUUCAAUUGAUUCCGUUCUGUUUUAUUUGCUUAGUCGGAUGCUGUGACCGGAUUUCGCACGAAGUCGAUAUUGUGCACACCAAUUAAGAGAAAUCAAGAAACUAUAGGUGCCUUCAACUUUCAUAAUUAUAUAUUCUGUAUCAGUCCUUUUUAUCAACACACUAUAAUGUAUGGGAGAAAAUUUGUACAUCAUAUUAUCCUGUUUUUCCAAGGUAUUUGUCAGUUGAUAAACAAAAUAGAUGGACGUCCAUUUGACGAAAACGAUGAAAGUUUGUUUGAGGUAUAAACUAGUGUAUUUCUUUUCUACAAAUACGUGAAACAUUUUCCCUGGUAUCACUUUAUAAAUGUAGAGAAGUUUAGUUCACAUGAACUUUGUCAGCCCUCACAAUAAACUACAAUAACUACUGGAUAAUUCUGUAUGCUCUAAACUGUCCUCCAAAGAGAUCUAAUAAGAUCCCCUCACAUGCAACUCAGACGAAAUUGUGAUCAUAUAACUUUAUAGUUGAAAUCCGGUGAAAGGCACAUGAGUUCACCACUGUAUAUGUUAUGUUCGACAGGCAUUUGCAAUAUUUUGUGGGAUUGGAAUUCACAAUACAAACAUGUACGAGAAAACUUCUAAAUUGUUGGCAAAGCAAAUGGUUGCAAUGGAGGUGAGAUAUUGUACUGUUGUUGUUGGCAAUAUGUUCGAGUCGGUCGGUUUGUCGACCAGCCAGCCAGUUAGUCAGUCAGUUACAGUCAGGCUACUUGCAGGUCGGUACAGUAAACGCACGAAAGCCAGUUGAGCACCUAAAUGACCACCGUGGGAUACUAUACAACGUUAUAUUUUUUUGUUUCAAGGUUUUGUCGUAUCAUGCUCGCGCUGCUCCAGAAGACGUUAAAAGAUUGAUGGUAAAUAAAAGCAUCUUGUAUAUAUUCAAGAUUUAGGCAAUUUCGUAUAAGCGAUCCAGGGCCUGGGAAAGAGGUUGCCAGGAGAGCGAGCUCUCUAUAUAUAUAUAUCUGGAGUAAGAACUUCAUUCAUUCGGCUUAUGAGAAAAAGUGAAGCCAAGAGUUCUCCAAACUUUAAAUAGCUACUAAUUCUGGUGUGCUGUUCCAUUACUGUGAAUUACUGUAUUAAGCCCUUCCCCCUCUAAUAACGUUCCCACUCAAUUAAUCUCCCGCCCCCUCCAUUUACACAACAAAGACACAUGUGCACUGAUAAGAUUUGUUGGUCGAAGUUUAACUCAGUUCACUGUGUUUGACCUACUACGAUUCGGUGAUUACCUCUUCUUUCUGAUGCCUUUUCUGCAACAAACUUUCCGAAACGUAUCUGAAUAAGACUGGAUAGAAGAUUUACUGUUAUUGCCUUAAUUUUUUUAUACAUUUUGCUAGGAUUUUCCUGUCUCUGGUUCAGAUCAUUUCAGGCUUCAUGAUUACGCGUUCAGUGACUUUGAGCUGAAUGAUGAUGAAACUAUCCAGGCUUCGUUAAGGAUGUUCUUAGAUUUGGAUAUUUUAGACCUUUUUCAUAUUUCAUCGAAGGUGAGAUUGUUGUUUCUACAAUCCGUUUGCUCUGAUUCCCCUCAUCUCUUCACGGAUAUUACGUGCUGGACUAUUUUACAAAACUAUUAAUGAUGAUACUUGGAUAUGAUACUUGGAAGAAUACACUGUAAAACAGAUUGGUUAAAACAACCAUUGGUUAUCUGAGAUUCGUUGUCCAAUUUGUUUUUACUGUGCAAAUAACUUUGCUUGAACCGUUUGAAAGCAUUGUUAAAUUGUAACCCAUUAUAAGCUGCAAUGCUCGCCAAUGCGCCAAAGGUGUGGAAAAAAAUAGUCGAGCAACGCUCACAGGAGAUGUUGAACAGCUGCAGGAGGUUUGUUAGAUUGAAGAUUUGCAACCCUAACACUUAUGUCCCACUAUGGGCGCAACAACGUAUGGUUGACAGACAUCCUUCCCUGAAUUUCAAACCAUGCAUGGUCAACUAUAGGUGAACUAGGACACUAUGUUUAAGCAAAGAUUUAGCUUAUUUUUUCCAGCCCUGAUGCGCUCUACUUUGAUAUUUUGUCCUACUAUAUAUAUUUCUUUUUUCCUCCCUCAGACGUUUGUUAGUUGGUUGCUAAGUGUGAAGAAGAACUAUCGUCCAGUAAUCUAUCACAACUGGCGGCAUGCAUUUAAUGUUGCACAGACCAUGUUUGCUAUAUUAACGGUAUGUAAGAAUCAGAGAGUCCUCACAUACCGUAUGCCAGUUCACUGGAAUGUCAAGUUUUGGGAUUCUAAUUCUAUAUAAAUCUUGUUUUCUUCAGACAGGGACAAUGAGAAAGUAUUUCACUGAUUUGGAAUGUUUUGCCCUUCUUGUGGCCUGUCUUUGUCAUGAUCUUGACCACAGAGGAACAAAUAACACAUUUCAGUCAAAGUGAGUUUAUGUUACUGCAAAGGUUCAUGUAUUAAAACUUUCCACAAUUAUGAUGAAGAGAUAAAAGUUUAAACGAGCCAUAAAUAAACAGCGCAAACUUUCCCCGGUGUCCUCGCGAAGUGGACGUACUUUAUAUGAUCCAAAUCCUCCUUUUAUAACACAGAAUUUUUCAGAAUUGUUGCAUUUGUAUAGAUUUUAAAUUUUUGGUGUAUAAUUUGUCUUGGUGUAUGAACCUCUACUGGCUCAGCAGAACUUUUUUCGGUUGGUCAUACACGUCAGUUUUUCUUCGGGUACUUCAAUUUUUGCACAACAAAGUUAUGUCUGAUAAGAUUUGAUACGAUUUCUUUUUCCUUUCCUGUAGGAUCGAAUCACCUUUAGCGCAAUUGUAUGGCACAUCGACAAUGGAACAUCAUCAUUUUGAUCAUUGUAUCAUGAUCUUAAACAGUGAGGUAAAUGUCUUUAUGUGUGGUUCUAAUAUCUUGUGUAGCAGCCACUGCAGAAAAAUAGAAGAAUCGGAUGACAUUCCGAUGACUUUAUCACGAUGGCACCAUUCGUACGUCAAGUGUGGCUGUUCGCAUGGCAAAGUACUGGAAUAGCCAAGCAUUGGUGAUCUUUUUUUGAUCUUUUUUUCUUUUUUGUGAAAGAGUUUGGAUGUAUUUUUUCUUUUGUAUGCUGUUAGUCUUUACUAGUUGGAGAGAUAUAUCGGCAUUCUGUUGCCAUGAUCAUAUAGAAACCAUGCUUAACAUUUGAUAACGGUCGUUUCACUUGUUAUUAUUUCAGGGAAAUAAUAUUUUCUCGGAACUGCCUCCGGACGAUUAUCGGAAUGCGAUAAAGUAUCUUGAACAUGCAAUUUUAUCAACAGAUUUACAAAUUUAUUUCAAGUAAGCUGAUAUUUGUUUGUGGGGUUUUUCUACGUUUUCGCUGUUUUGUCCUUCUUUUUCCCUAGCUUAUAACAUCACCUUAAAGAUGAAAACCCCGCAAUCAGAGUACUAAAUGCACUUGUUCUGCUGAAAACAUCAAUAAGAUACCUUGAUUACGACAUGCAUGCAUGUACUUACUUUACAAAAUCAUAUUUGAUUUUGUACUCUUUAGUUUGAAAACUCCUCGCCAUACUUCAGCAACUGAGCUGAAACUCGAGCUAAAAAUGUUCCUCUAUCUUGGUUGUUUGUCCGUUUGUAUAUUAUCUGCAUGUCCUUCAUUAUUAGGAUAGUAUCUCAUCUCUCACUAAUUACAUUAUUACAUUCAAAUUUCAGAAAACGAAGUGAAUUUUCACAAAUUAUCAAGGCCAAUGCACCACCAGAAUGGAAACAAAACUGUCAGAACCGAGCUCUUUUGAGGUAGAAAUUCAGUCUUUAGAGAUACGUGUUAAGCUGGAGUAAUACGAGUGUUUGAAACUUUAUAUAUUUCUAAUAUUAUUACAUGAAGUAUUACGAUAACAAAUAAAUUUAAAGUAAUGUUGCGUAAUCUGUCACAGUCCCCGGGUUGAUCAUUUAACAUGAUCAAAUGACUAACUUAAACUAAAUAUGAACUGAUGAACAUUUUCCUAAUGUUUUUACGUUUGUUCUGAUUCCUAAUGUUUUUACGUUUGUUUUGACAGUUUUCGUACAAGUUCUCCUCGAACAGCUGCCUUUCUUUUUGGUCGAUUCUUCUUCUCUACAACGGCAGUCUUAACAUCAAUGUCUAAUGGUUUUGUACUGAGAUCUUGUGUUCCGGAUGAUUCUUCAUUCACAUCAACUAGUUCUUCUUCAUGCUUGUUUCCGAUUUUCGAGCGAAUUUCCAAUGGGAUUAAAUGUUGUAUAGGUCUUCGUAUGAUGAUAGGCUUUCGAGUCUCACUGUUCAACACUCGAAUCUUCGCUGAUUUUACAACACCGUCAAUACUUCGAAUAAGCUCUUCGACCUUCGCUAUUUUCCAAAAUAACCGUUUCGUGCUCUCCUUCUUCAAAAUUACAAUGUCUCCUUCGACAAUUACGUCCCUUGUACCGUUGUUACUCGAUCUCGCUGCUUCGCGAAUACUUAGCAAAUAUUCUCGUCUCCAUUGUUUAGUGAAUUCCUUUAGUAGAGUUUUGUGAUGUCGAGCUCGUCUUGUCAAAGACUCGUUUGUGCUCACUAUCUCGAACUGUCUGUCGUUUGGCGUAGUCGUCGUUCUCCGUCCAUAAAGUAGACAAGAUGGCGUAAGGGGGUACGAUAUGCCCUCUUCAUCAUCGUAUAUGUACGUAAUUGGACGAUUAUUUAACGUUGACUCAAUCUCGAUCAAGAUCGUGCGUAACUCUUCAAACGAUAACGUAGCUCGACCAAUGGACUUUUUUAGGCACCUUUUAACACUCUUUAUCAAACGUUCCCAAAAACCCCCGUGCCAUGGGGCCUUUUCGAUAAUGUAUUUCCAAGAAACGCCAUUUUUUGCGAGAUGUUGUUGCACUUCGGGAGAACGCUUAAUUUUUGACAGUUCCUUGCUAGCGGAUUUAAAUGUCUUUGCGUUAUCUGAAAUUAUCAUUCUUGGAAGUCCUCUCCGACCUGAAAAUCUACGAAAUGCUUGUAAGAAUCCUUCGGCUGAUAAACUCGGAAGCAGUUCUACAUGAAUUCCACGUGUUGACGCACAAGUAAAUAGAGCGAUGUAUGACUUUUUUGUUGAUUGUUGACCACACUUUGAGUUCUCUUUGACGUUGAGGGGUCCAGCGAAAUCCACUCCUGUGUAACUAAAGGGAGGGUCAUCACUUGUUCGCCAAGAUGGUAGGUGCGGAGUCUUGGGCGUAGGGUACGGCUUCCCUUCUAAUCUUUUACAAGUCACACAUUUACGUAGAACUCGCUUGACUGCUUGCCUUCCAUGUAGGAUCCAGUAUCUUUCUCGAAUACGGUUCAGUGUUCCUUUAAUACCAGUGUGGUUUGCUGAAUCGUGAUGUUCUUGGAUGAUCAAAUCUGUAACGUGAUGCUUUGCGGGAAGGAGUACAGGUUUCUUAGCUUCAGAAGAAACAGAAGAAUGUUCAAUUCGUCCUUCACAGCGUAUCAUUCCUUUUUCGUCCAGAAAUAAGCGUAGUUGAUCAAGCCUUGAGCUGGAAGUUUUCGUACGAUUAACUAAUUGUUUAACUUCUUCGGGAAACAUAUUGCUCUGAAUAUCCUUUAUCCAUAUCUGUUCGGCUUCGAUCAGUUCGUCUGCUGAUAGUUCUGACGUUUUAUCUACGGUUUGUCCUUUAAUCUUCCUCACGAACCUAAAUACGUAAGCUGUCACUCGUAAUAAACGUGUUUUCGAGCUAUAUCGAUGACAAUCCAUCACCCUGCCGACAUUAACUGUGUUAUGUUUCUUCUCUAAGACUGUAAGGGAAUGAGUUGUUGACUCGUUGACUGAUUUCACCGUUUCCGAUAAUGCGAUUUCACUUUCUGUUCCAUUACAUCGAGGAGGUUUCGGCCAGUUUUCUUCUGAUAACUUCAGGAAUUUAGGACCAUGGAACCAUUCGUCGUUUUUAACCAGUGCUGCUCCACUACAACCUCGCGAAGGUAAGUCUGCAAUGUUAAAUUCUCCUGGGCAGAACAUCCAUUUAUCCUCUCCAACGAGUUUUCGAAUUUCGUCGACUCUUCUCU
Paramuricea clavata is the source of this 15182-nucleotide messenger RNA. The record is from the annotation of a GenBank genome assembly. NCBI's taxonomy places the organism in Eukaryota, Metazoa, Cnidaria, Anthozoa, Malacalcyonacea, Plexauridae.